CUUUUGCUUCCUUCCAGGUACUUGGAAAAUGCGAAAGCCGAAAACAAUGAUUAAAUAAACGUGUUAGAUGAACCAGUGGUCGCCUUGGAAGACGCCUGAGGCAUUCAUUGGGAUGCCGUCAAUUCCGCAGGCCUAAUUUGCAGUAUACAUCCACACAUGGGAUUGCUAUUUGGAACCGCUCUUCUGGAUGUGGGGGCUCUGGUAGCCUGUCUCAUCGCAGCUUUGUAUGUCUACUUCAAGAUGUCGAUUUCCUAUUGGAAAGAAAGGAAUGCCCCUUUUAUCAAUCCAACUUUCCCCUUUGGAAAUAUUAGAGAUCUAAUGUUGUUGAGUAAACCUAUAGGACAUUCGUUCGCAGAAAUUUACAGAAAGCUCGACGGUGAGAAAUAUGGAGGAUUUUACACGUUCGCGAAACCUGGAUUCAUUUUCCGUGACCCAGAGAUUAUAAAAUCUGUUCUCGUUAAGGAUUUCUCCAGUUUCCAAGAUCGCGGCUUCUUCAUAGAUGAAGAAUUUGAACCACUUCUUGGAAACUUGUUCUUUCUCCGUGGGGACAAGUGGAGAAAUCUUCGCGUUAAACUGACACCAACUUUCACUUCUGGUAAAAUGAAGAUGAUGUUUCAAACUUUGGUUGAUUGUGGGCACGAACUUGGAACCAUUCUAGAAGAAACCGCUAAUAAAGGAGAGAUUAUUGAAAUCAAAGAUAUCUUGGCUAGGUACACCACGGACAUAAUAUCGUCAUGUGCAUUUGGAAUCCAAUGUAAUUGUCUUGAGAAUCCAGACGCUGAGUUUCGUCAAUGGGGAAGGAAAAUAUUCAAAUCAUCGGCCCUGUCUAUGAUAAUUCUAUCUCUCAGUGCACUUGCUCCAUCUUUGGUGGCUUUCUUAAAACUGAGAAGCAUAGAUCCAGACGUCUCAAAUUUUUUUCGAAGAAUGGUUAAGGACACAGUGAACUUUAGGGAAAAUAAUAACUUCCAAAGGAAUGAUUUCAUGCAACUACUUAUCCAGAUCAAGAAUAAGGGCAAAGUAGACGAAGACAAUAAAAGUUUUGAAGAGAAUGAUAAUGGAACCAUAGAGAACAAAGCUGGUGAGGAUGGUCUAUCAAUCGAUUCUCUGGCUGCUCAGGCCUUCGUAUUCUUUCUUGCGGGUUUCGAGACUUCGUCAACCACCACGACGUUCUGUAUGUACGAGCUAUCAUUGCACCAGGAUAUACAGGAACGUCUCCGGGAAGAGAUCGAUGUUGUGCUGAAGAAACAUGAAGGCAAGAUUACGUAUGAAGCCAUCCAAGAAAUGGAGUAUCUGGAUAAAGUUGUCUCAGGUAAGGUUUACUCUUGCAAGAAUGUUUAA
Cryptotermes secundus is the source of this 1338-nucleotide messenger RNA. Its product is annotated as cytochrome P450 6a2. The transcript is spliced from 3 exons. NCBI's taxonomy places the organism in Eukaryota, Metazoa, Arthropoda, Insecta, Blattodea, Kalotermitidae. Bases 157 to 1338 code for a protein of 393 amino acids. The record is from RefSeq and is a predicted model, not a curated record. Gene Ontology annotation, molecular function: iron ion binding; oxidoreductase activity, acting on paired donors, with incorporation or reduction of molecular oxygen, reduced flavin or flavoprotein as one donor, and incorporation of one atom of oxygen; heme binding.